Molecule: messenger RNA, 3184 nt
Organism: Betta splendens (Siamese fighting fish)
Lineage: Eukaryota; Metazoa; Chordata; Actinopteri; Anabantiformes; Osphronemidae
Gene: prdm12b
Product: PR domain containing 12b
Exons: 11
Coding region: 1228-2412 (394 amino acids)
Biological process (GO): neurogenesis
Cellular component (GO): nucleus
Molecular function (GO): histone methyltransferase binding
Source: RefSeq, a predicted model, not a curated record
CAUUCAUUAGUGUAAUAGUGACUCCUGUCGAAAUACUGCACUACUUUACUAGGUGCCAUCUACUUUGUUCUAAAUUGUGUCUCUGACAUGAGCCUGAUGUGGAAACACUAAGUUUAAAGUCACCUUUCAAUCGACCAAUCAGACUUCAGCAUCGUGGUUCUUCAGAAGGCUGACAAUGAUUUCAGUUUCAUAGUUUGUUGACUGUAUGCAUUUCAGACACACGUAUACAUGUGUUCUGUGACCCACCCUCCCCUUAGCAGUGUGUUAAUUGCAGGGUAGCAGCAGAGGAGGGAGCGUUGGAUUUGCGAUGCGGGGCGUCCAGGAGGAGUCAACCCUGUCAUUUAGCUCUCUAGCUCUGGGCGUAGACUGGCAGGGAAGCUGAGGAUUUUCCCAGCAUGCCACAGGCCAGAGUGGGCCGAACCUCGCCACGAGAGCAACUGACAGAACCUGUAGUCUGACACUGAUAUGGUGGCAUCAGAUGGACCAGGACAGUCCAGAACCAGAACCAAUGCCAUACCACUACUGGAGAACAAGCCGGACCUCACAGUUCUAGAAGCAGGUCGACGGCUGACAGCUCAGCGUCACGGAGGAAACACUCAGAACCAGUGAAUUACACCUUUUUGCAGCGAACGGAUCAAAGCUGAGUGGAGCCGUCUGACACUUCUCGAAGCCUCAGGCUCGUUCCUGGUCUUUGCUGGCUUAGCUCGAUGGGUGUUGAUCCAGAGCAGAUUCCAGUUUCACUACCACUGAAGCAGGAUCAUGUGACCCAGCAGUUACGUUGUUGUCCUGCCGUUGUUUUGGUCACCCCAACAAGACAAGGCACAUAAGAUCCUGGUUCUGAUGGACCUUCCUUCCACCCGGUGCUGCUCAGACCAGACAGACUGCAGUGACAGGGCAUCCAUUGGGACAAGAACCAGAACACAUUAAAGAGCGAAGGCAGAUGGUCUGAAUGAAGACGUGACGUCAUCCUCCAUUACGACUCCAGUGGAACCAGGACCAUACUGUGUCAGAACAUUUCAAUGAAAAAUCCUGCAGCAACUUCACGCCAGACGCAGGUGUCUUCCUGUCACUGCUCGCUCUCCUGGACCCUGCUCUCCUGGACCCUGCUCUCCUGGACCCUGCUCUCCUGGACCCUGCUCUCCUGGACCCGGCUCUCCUGGACCCGGCUCUCCUGGACCCUGCUCUCCUGGACCCGGCUCUCCUGGACCCGGCUCCCUGAACCGUGUCAUGGGCUCCGUUCUCCCCGGCUCGUCACUGGGCCUGAAGCCGGGCUUCAAGCCGCAGCAGCCGCUCUCCCUGGCGGACAUCAUCACCUCGGACAUCCUGCACAGCUUCCUGUACGGCCGCUGGAGGCACGUGCUGGGCGAGCAGCACCACCCGCACCACCCGCCCCAACAUCACCUGCAGCAGGAGGACCGCACCGCCCCGAGCGCGAGCCCUAAGACUGCGUUCACGGCCGAAGUGCUGGCUCAGUCGUUUUCCGGAGAGGUGCAGAAGCUGUCCAGCCUGGUUCUUCCCAGUGAGGUGAUCAUCGCCCAGAGCUCGGUCCCAGGAGAAGGUUUGGGUAUUUUCUCUAAAACCUGGAUCAAAGCAGGAACCGAGAUGGGACCCUUCACAGGACGUCUCAUCUCCCCUGAGCACAUCGACCUGUACAAGAACAACAACCUGAUGUGGGAGGUGUUCAACGAGGACGGGACGGUCCGGUACUUUAUUGACGCCAGCCAGGAGGACCAGAGGAGCUGGAUGACGUAUAUCAAGUGUGCCCGGAACGAGCAGGAGCAGAACCUGGAGGUGGUUCAGAUCGGCAGCAGCAUCUUCUACCGGGCCGUAGAGACGAUUCCCCCGGAUCAGGAGCUGUUGGUCUGGUACGGAAACUCGCACAACACGUUCCUGGGAAUACCUGGAAUUCCUGGAGGAGACGACGAACAGAGCAAGAAGAGCAAAAACGAUGACUUCCACACCUGUGAGGGCUCCUCUUCUUCCUCGUCGUCCUCCUCAUCCUCUUCCUCCACUCUGGGCCGCAUGCGCUGUGUCAUCUGCCACCGCGGUUUCAACUCCCGCAGCAACCUGCGCUCACACAUGCGCAUCCACACCCUGGACAAGCCGUUCGUCUGCCGCUUCUGCAACCGCCGCUUCAGCCAGUCAUCCACGCUGCGGAACCACGUCCGACUGCACACGGGAGAACGGCCCUACAAGUGCCACGUCUGCCAGUCGGCCUACUCGCAGCUGGCCGGCCUGAGGGCGCACCAGAAGAGCGCCAGGCACCGGCCCACGGCGGAGCCCGUGUCCGCGGGGGGAGGCGUUGUGGUGGUUGCAGGGGGGGGGGUGCACUCGCCUCCUCACCCCCCCCAGCUGGCCGCGGUGCCUCACCCCGCAUCACUGGUUCACCACAUUCCCACCAUGGUGCUGUGACGACAAGGCUCCAUCACAGAGCAUGUGGGUAGUUCCCAGGUAGCUGGGUCUACACACAGCAUCCUCUCUAAACCACACAGGUGGAGGUCAGGACGGAUCCAGAUGACCUCUGCAUUAGCAGGGUCCAAACAUUCUCACUUAGUUCCAGGACUGAAUCACACUCACACGUUUUUGGUUUCCCAGAACUACCUGAGUAAAUACCUGCACAGAAAACAUGCAAAGCUCCAUAAAUAUGAAUGGCUGGACAAUGGCACAUGCACGUGCACACGCGCAUACAGUAAGUUGUGCCACUGACCCGACACUCAGAUCAACCCAUCCUUGUUUUUAUCCUGUAAACAUGCGUCUGUGCUGCUUUGGUGGGAAUACAGUUUGCAUGUUUGACAAGUGUUUGUCAUCGGUUCCUGCUCGUUGUUCUGUCAGUUGAUGUCCAGUUGGGUCAGAACCAUUAGAGUCUGCUUUUAAUCUUUGUAAAUGUUAAAAAAUAACAUUUUGUUUAGAAACGUUGAAUAACCUAAAAAUAAUGACGAUGGUACAGAUGAUGAUGAUGGUAAAGGUGAUGAUGAUGAUGAAGGUGAUAAUGGGGUCAGCUGAUGGCUGACUGUUGUAUCAUAACUAAGCUGCAGAAAAAGAAUAUAAACACAAGAUGUUGCUUUAUGGCCAAAAUAUAAAACGAACUGUCACUUUAUCUGUGUAUGUUUAAGUAUAAGCUCAUAAAUGUAACGGUAUAAUGAAUAAAUAUUACUUCACCAUCAGCCUCAGUGCUGGAUGUUCG